Cricetulus griseus (Chinese hamster) is the source of this 366-nucleotide messenger RNA. The record is from RefSeq and is a predicted model, not a curated record. NCBI's taxonomy places the organism in Eukaryota, Metazoa, Chordata, Mammalia, Rodentia, Cricetidae.
AUGGCCAAGUCCAUCAUCAAAAGGUACCAAUUUGUCAAAAGACGUCAAAGACGAGCCUUCAGAAAACGUUAUUCCAGCAUCAAUUUUGGCCAAAGAAAUUACUCUCUCUACAUAAGCAGGGUCCUGAAGGAAGUUGUCCCCAUGAGAGGCCUGUCAUCGAACACUGUGGACAUUAUGAACACCCUGAUCAAUGACCUCUUUGAACGCAUUGCCACGGAAGCCUGCCAACUGAUGUACUUCAGAAAGCGCUGCACCCUCACCCUAGAAGAUAUCCAGAAGGCAGUGUAUCUGCUGGUGCCUAAGAAGCUGGCUAAGUCGGCAGUGACUUUUGGAAGUAAAGCAGUGCACAGAUUUAUCCACUCCUAA